AGGUUCCUACUUGACUUUUGGUUGUUGUGUUUCUCUCUCUGUUUAGUGAUCAUGUUUUAAAAGUGUCCACUUUUCUGUGAUAUGGAAUUUAUUAGAUGACAGGGAUCAAGUGGAAACUCAAUUAGUGUGUGGGAAUACUAGUCUUCAACUAAAUAUUCUUUGAGAUAUUCCCGAUCCACUCAAAAUCCUCAUCUGUACAUCGAACUGAACAUUGGCGCAACAGUUCACACUUCGUAUUUCUUCAUAUCCUCACCCCAGAAGUUGUGUCAGGGAGUGUGCGCUUUGUAAUGACGAAUUAAGUAAUGCCAAAAGCUUUUCCGUAAGCCAUUAAGUGAUGCUAAAUGGUGAUCUGAGGUGUAAAAACAUCCAGGAAGUGCAGGACUUAAUGGUCUGAUAUUUUUAGCCUCAACUGGAGUUGUGGGUUUUUACGACUGGAACUGGUUAUGACUAAUUUUGACACUGCAACUGAUCAUAACGAAAAUAUGAUCACAUAACUAUAGUUAUAUGGGGUGGAUUUUGAUAGCCUUCCCUGACUUUGCUACACUGAAUUGGCAAUCUGUUGACACAGUCCAAACAGUGUAGGACGCUAAGUUCCGAGCAUUUUUGGUUGACACAGUUUUUCAAGUGGUAGUGUUAAGGUUUGUUUUCAUCCUGUAAGUCCCAUCAUGACUUCCGAGAUUCGUCCUCGCUAAUAAAUGUCAGUGUGGAAACAUACUGAAAUGUGUCACCAAAUUAGUUGCAUCCUGGGAUCAACAUCAUAAUUGUUUGCAUUUUAGUGAUCAUACUAUAACAGUUUAUGUUAUCUUCGCUGCUGAUAGAUAUUCACCGCAGUGGGGAUGCCGGUGACGAUAGUUACCGUAUUACAAUUUAGCUGUUAAUAAUCAGAUAUCUGAUUAUCUACAAACAACUAUGUGUUUGGAAGUCUAGGGGUUGUUUUUCAGACUGACUACCCUGUUCUAAACCCUUUAGCUCCUUUAUUUCUCAACAUUAUACUACUUUAUAUAAUAUAUUUCUUGUUCAGCGAACUUGGUAACGAAGAGCUUGGUCAUUUUACGUAACCUAACUAUUGAUAUCUAGUAGCAAACCAAGUACUAACCGAGGUUUGUAGUCUUGUAAGUCGAAAUGAACCACCAUUGAUAUUCGCAUUAUUCAUUUUUCAAGACGUGGAAAUCUGCGCGCAGCGAAAGACCAUCAAAUGCGGCAUACAAAAUUAAAUGUUGGUCGUAGCUCACUCGGUUCAAUAAUAAUUGUCUAACUUACAAGCAAAUUCUGUUUUUUUAUUCAGAGCAUUUUGCAUAGACCGUCUAUAGUCACUCCAACAAUCGGCCUCGACCUAACCGAGGACCAUUUUUGUCUGUUUUUUGUACUCAGUGUAUUUACUUGAGAUGAUAAGACUUCGGAAUUUUUUCUGCUUUCGUGUUUAUAUAUUUGUUUGUCUACUUCCAUCCGAAAUAUUUUUACUACGGAUUGAUUAUUUGUACAGACUCAUAAGUUUUUCGUUGCCACAGUAUUCACAACUAGUGAAAAGUAUGUCUAUACAUAGUCACCUUGUUUUCUCCUCAUUCACAUCUUAAUACUUCUCAAAAGUCAUCGUUUAACUAAUAAGAUACUUGGGAACAUGUUUUGUUCUGUGCCGGAUUAGACUUAACAAGAUUUGUUUGCUUUUCAUGUGAGUACAGGUUGUUUACAAUCACAAUUCAACGGCUUUUUUUCAGUUAUGGGUUCUCCCUUUCCCCCAUAUAAUGUUCGUGCUGAAUAAUGGGAGUUCACUUCCCCCAUUGAAUCUUAUAACUAUGGCUACUGUAAUCGAAGCAAAUGGGCCAGUUUACAAUGGACCUGGAGCCAGCAAACCUAGCUCCCCAUUUGUACUCUGUAAUCUUGAGUUAUCUCAGCGUGCUGCUGUAGAAAAGGCCAAAAAGUAUGCAAUGGAACAAAGUAUACGUUCGGUGCUUUUACGUCAAACUCAGUCACAGCAGUCCCUUCAACUAAAUAAUAUAAAAAAGAAUCAAACUGUUGCACUCCUGAAUCGAGUUUACGUUGGUUCAAUAGCAUAUGAUGUAAAAGAAGAUAGUCUAAAACAGGUGUUUUCACCGUUUGGUCCUAUUAAGUCUGUGAAUUUAAGUUGGGAUCCUUCUACACAAAAACAUAAAGGGUUCGCAUUUCUUGAAUUUGAAUAUCCCGAAGCUGCACAAUUAGCUAUUGACCAGAUGAACGGUACUAGCUUUGGUGGGAGGCAGUUAAAAGUUGGUAGACCAAGUAACCUAACAAACGCCGAACCUGUCAUAAAUGAGCUAGUUAAUGAGCACAAUCUUCAUAACCGCAUUUACGUUGCUGGCAUACACUUAGAUCUCACUGAAGAUGAUGUUUCUUUAGUAUUUGAAGCUUUUGGGAAAAUAGUGUUUUGCAAGCUUCAACCUGAUCCAACUAGACCGAUGCGCCAUAGAGGUUUCGGUUACAUAGAAUAUGAAUCCACUCAGAGUGCAGCUGAUGCUGUUGGUAGCAUGAAUCAGUUCAAUCUUGGUGGACAGCUUUUGAGAGUAUGCAAAGCUAUCUCACCUCCGGACGGUAUUUCAAGUGCCAGUUCUUCCAACCUCCCACCCGCGGCAGCUGUGGCUGCGGCUUCGGCCACUGCUAAAGUUUUGUCAAUGGAAACAGAGCAGCUCCCUGUGAAUUCUUAUUCAAAGCAACCCGAAGUGGCUCAUCCUGUAGUACUGAAUACUCUGUCCACAACAACACAGUCUAUCAAUAUUACCAACAGCUCUUUAACUACAUGUUCUCCCUCAACAGUCCCAACUACUGGCCAAUCGACAUUUGACCAGCCUUCAUUAAGUGUUUUAUCUGCUAAUUUCUGCAUAUUCCGCAAUUUUUCUGGGGAUUAUAUGUAUACUGAGAUAGUAUAAUAAUGAUAAUGAUAACAACAAUAAGUUUGCUGACAAUUUACUGUAUGUGCCUAAACGACCAAUAUUCUACGUAAUAUUCUAACCUGCUCCCAAAAUUAACAAUCAAAACUCCAUGAAUCUCAGGCUCGUACAUCGUAUCCGGCAGGCGUCUGGCUUCGUACAUCGUAUUAUUCUGCACUAUUAUGUGGUUAUAUAUUAUAAAAUACAAGACUAUGAUGCACCAAAAGUAAAUACUCAUAUAUUCACUUUUAUGUCUCAUACUCUAGAUUAUCCCUCAAACAGGCAACCUUUUAAAUUGAAAGUGGUAAUUAUUUGGCAUUCUAAAUGUAUCGUUCAGUUACAAUUUUAUUAAUGUGCCUGAGGCUACAUACAUGAGUAAAGUCAAAAAUGAUAAUAGCAGAUUCAAAGCACUAAACCUUGAAAUGUUCAUCUUGUUUGAAAUUGCAAUCUGACGCUUUAUACGUGAAUAAUGUCUAAUGCUGAUUUAUUCAUAACUAUACUUCAAAAAUUUAAAUUUCAUAUAUUUGCGCUACAGAAUUCCGUUUCAAUCUUUUGAGUAAAAUAGUUCCCCACAUAAUUGUACUAUAUAUUGUGUAUGGUUUUAUUGCAAUAUUAAUGUUCAUUAGAUUGGCUAUUGAUACUCAAACUUUAUAACUCGAUCUUGUACUCACAUUUUAAAAAAUUUUAACAGCUGAAUUUAAUGCAACAUUCCCACAAGUGACUAAUUACAAUGAGAAUUCUAAUGCUGUUGCUGUAGGGACUUGGCAAUCUGAGGUGCCCGGGCAUUAUUCACACGCCCAACCUUCCUCUGCAUCUCCAAGUAGCUUCACAUCACAUUCUGCUUCCUCCGGAAAUCCAAACGUUUUCUCAGGCGGUGUUUUGAUUUUACGAAAUAUGGUCGGUCCAGAAGAUUGUGAUGACGAACUAGAAGGAGAAGUGGCCGGAGAGUGUUCAAAAUAUGGAUUGGUUGAGAAAGUGUUAAUUCAUCAAGACAGUGCUCAUGAAACAAAUGAACAAUUCGUCAAUAUUUUUGUUGUAUUUUCUGACUCGUGUUCAGUACACAAUGCUGCAAAUGCAUUAAAUAAGCGCUACUUCGCUGGGAGGCAAAUAACUGCCGAGCCAUACGAUGUGGAAGCUUUUAUGAUGAAUGACUUAUCUCGUUAACUUUCUAGGUGUACUGUUUUUUCUAACAGCUUUGUUUCUUGUAAAUACUAAAUAUAGACACGAUUUUGAUGUU
Messenger RNA from Schistosoma rodhaini, 4137 nucleotides. The record is from the annotation of a GenBank genome assembly. NCBI's taxonomy places the organism in Eukaryota, Metazoa, Platyhelminthes, Trematoda, Strigeidida, Schistosomatidae.